Molecule: messenger RNA, 719 nt
Organism: Teleopsis dalmanni
Lineage: Eukaryota; Metazoa; Arthropoda; Insecta; Diptera; Diopsidae
Product: enhancer of rudimentary homolog
Exons: 4
Coding region: 166-486 (106 amino acids)
Source: RefSeq, a predicted model, not a curated record
AGGAAACCGAAAGAGCUGUACGGCAUAAAAAAGGCGACAGAAAUAAAACCAAGUAGCAUUGAUUAAAAUAAUUAACUGAAAUUAAGGUAUAGAGUUGUGCAGAACGAAAUUUUGCCUUUAAACCCCGGUCAUUUCUCAAUAGCUACAAGAAAAGUAAUUUACUAUAUGCCCAGUAUGUCUCAUACAAUUUUGUUGGUUCAACCUGGUAUUCUACCAGAGACCCGCACCUUCAGUGAUUUCGAAACGGUUAAUGAAUGCAUGGAAGGUGUUUGCAGAAUUUUUGAAGAGCAUCUCAAACAUAAUAAUCCAAAUGCUCCCACCAUUACUUAUGACAUCAGGCAAUUGUUUGACUACAUGGAUCAGUUAGCAGAUAUAAGCUGCCUAAUAUAUCAAAACUCAACUAAAACUUAUGCGCCAUACAAUAAGGAAUGGAUAAAGGAGAAGAUAUACGUUCUGAUGCGCCGGGCUGCUGGUGGCACAAACUGAAUUGCAAACAAUUUUUUCCAAAACUUAAUUGGAGGUUCUUUUCUACGUAUACCAUCAUUAAAGAAUUACAGAAUUUUACAAAGAAUCUCCAACAUCACAAGAAAUGCAUGACAGUAUUAUGCUCUCCAACUGAAAUAUUUUUAAUCUUACUAACUCAUUACCACAACCCAUUUAUGUAUCCCAUUUUACUGUUCAAAUGACCAUUGAAUAAUAAUAAAUCGAUAACAAAAUAA